AGCGCGGGACACGAAGAGACCGUCCGCGAGCUCGUUGGAUCCGGCGCUGACGUACGCAAGACUACCGACAAAGGUCUAACCCCUUUAACCGUCAAGCGCUCGUUUCGUCUCGCACAUACAUACAUUCAUCUCAUCUCACCUCGUUCCAUCAACGCGCGGGACAAGGCAAACCAACUUCCAUUACAUCGUGCGGCCACAACUGGCUCCACAGGCUCCACAGGCUUCAUCGCACUCCUCCUGGAGCCUAGAGAGGGCAUCAAGCCGAGGCUGAACACCGGCGAUCGCUUAGGCAACACGCCGCUGCACCUCGCUAUGGAGUCGGGACAUGCCGCAGCGGCGGUCCAGCUGAUCGAAGCAGGCGCCGAUCGCUCGAGGACGAAUCUUGAAGGGUUGAUGCCCGAGCAGCUGGAGGGCGUCGGAGGACAGGAACAGCAGCGGGUGAAGAACUACGUGAUCGAUCAUUGCGGAGAGCCUCCGGCGUAG
Coniophora puteana RWD-64-598 SS2 is the source of this 483-nucleotide messenger RNA. RefSeq names its product ankyrin. Gene Ontology annotation, molecular function: protein binding. Lineage: Eukaryota; Fungi; Basidiomycota; Agaricomycetes; Boletales; Coniophoraceae. The transcript is spliced from 6 exons. The annotation marks the transcript as partial. Gene Ontology annotation, cellular component: nucleus; cytoplasm. The record is from RefSeq and is a predicted model, not a curated record.